This is a messenger RNA of Coregonus clupeaformis (lake whitefish), 3717 nucleotides long. Its product is annotated as EH domain-containing protein 1. The coding region runs from base 523 to 2109 and encodes 528 amino acids. NCBI's taxonomy places the organism in Eukaryota, Metazoa, Chordata, Actinopteri, Salmoniformes, Salmonidae. The record is from RefSeq and is a predicted model, not a curated record. Gene Ontology annotation, molecular function: GTP binding; molecular adaptor activity; calcium ion binding. The transcript has 5 exons. Gene Ontology annotation, biological process: clathrin-dependent synaptic vesicle endocytosis; endosomal transport. Gene Ontology annotation, cellular component: plasma membrane; cytoplasm; presynaptic membrane.
ACUGUUACACGCUUUCUGACGUUCCACUAGCGAGGGCUCGAGACUGGACUGGAGAAGCACGGAGGAGGAGACGCGAGGUUGUCUGACAAGAGAGUGUUUCUUGGUCUGCUGCUAGCCAGAGCUGUGUAUUACCUUGCAGUUUGAGUUCCAGGGUUAGAGAACGUAUUUGAUAGUUUCAUUCAUCUAUUGUAAAAGUUGAUAGCUUCAGAAAUUAAGUUUUCAACAGAUAAACAGGCUGUUAAUUUACACAAUCUGGGGUAGCUAGCUAGUUAGCCGAAACCCUCACAGACCGUUAUCCCAUUAUUUUGAGUGAAGACGAGAGACACAGCUAGCUAGCUACUUAACACACGUAGAAAGCUAACCUGGCUGGCUGGCUAGCAAAUUUACUCAUUCAAACGUUAUACCUCAUCGGGGACAGACACAGGCCCGUUAGCCAGCGAUAUCAACAACUUUACUUCAUUGAACAACUAACGUUACAUUGAGACAACAAGUACAUCUACAAUAUUUGUGAAUUCGGGCACCAUGUUUAAAAGGGAUGGCAAGAAGGACCCAGAACUAUUCCAAAAUGUGUCGGAAGGGCUGAAAAAACUGUACAGGACCAAACUCUUUCCAUUGGAAGACACCUACCGCUUCCACGAUUUCCAAUCACCGGCUUUGGAAGAUGCCGACUUUGACAACAAGCCUAUGGUGCUCUUGGUUGGCCAAUACUCUACAGGUAAAACCACAUUUAUCCGGCAUCUAAUGGAGCAAGAUUUCCCCGGCAUGCGGAUAGGGCCCGAACCGACCACCGACUCCUUCAUAGCGGUCAUGCAUGGAGAGCAGGAGGGGUUGAUCCCAGGCAACGCUCUAGUAGUUGACCCCAAGAAACCCUUCAGAAAACUCAACGCUUUUGGCAACGCUUUUCUUAACAGGUUUGUGUGUGCACAGAUGCCCAACGCUGUAUUGGAGAGCAUCAGCAUCAUCGACACCCCAGGAAUCCUGUCUGGAGAGAAGCAGAGGCUCAGCAGAGGUUAUGACUUUGCUGCAGUGCUGGAGUGGUUUGCCGAGCGUGUUGACCGCAUCAUCCUGCUCUUCGACGCCCACAAACUGGACAUCUCAGACGAGUUCUCUGAGGUGAUCCGCGCCCUGAAGAACCAUGAGGACAAGAUGCGGGUGGUUCUGAACAAGGCUGACCAGAUUGGCACGCAGCAGCUGAUGAGGGUCUAUGGUGCCCUCAUGUGGUCUCUUGGUAAAAUUGUCGGCACUCCAGAGGUGAUCCGGGUGUACAUCGGUUCUUUUUGGGCUCAGCCGCUCCUGGUCCCAGACAACCGGAAGCUUUUUGAGGCCGAGGAACAGGACCUUUUCAAGGACAUCCAGGGGCUGCCUCGGAAUGCUGCUCUGAGGAAGCUCAAUGACCUCAUCAAGCGGGCUCGCCUCGCCAAGGUCCACGCCUACAUCAUCAGCUCUCUAAAGAAGGAGAUGCCCAACAUGUUUGGGAAGGAUAAUAAGAAGAAGGAGCUGAUCGCCAACCUGGGGGAGAUCUACACCAGGAUUGAGAAAGAGCACCAGAUCUCACCCGGAGACUUCCCCAAACUAGCUAAGAUGCAGGAGAUCUUGGCAAACCAGGACUUCAGUAAGUUCCAGGUGGUGAAGCCCAAGCUGCUGGAGGCCGUUGAGGACAUGCUAUCCAACGACAUCGCCAAACUCAUGACCCUCGUCCGCCAGGAGGAGGCAGCCAUGCCCAGCCAGUCAGUCCAAGGUGGCGCCUUCGAGGGCACCAUGAAUGGGCCCUUCGGCCAUGGCUACGGCGAGGGUGCAGGCGAGGGCAUUGAUGAGCUGGAGUGGGUGGUGGCACGAGACAAACCCACCUACGACGAGAUCUUCUACACCCUGUCUCCUGUCAACGGCAAAGUGUCGGGCGCCAUGGCCAAGAAGGAAAUGGUGAAGUCCAAGCUGCCCAACACAGUGCUGGGGAAGAUCUGGAAGCUGGCUGACGUUGAUAAGGACGGUUUCCUGGACGACGAAGAGUUUGCCCUUGCCAAUCACUUGAUCAAGGUGAAGCUUGAGGGGCACGAGCUUCCCACUGACCUGCCAGAACACCUUAUCCCCCCCUCUAAAAGGGGACUGUAGAGUUGGAAAUCUGUCAUAUAUGGCAUUGGGAUAGGCCUGAACAAGUAGAAUGGGGCUUAGAGGUUUUUGGGAGAGAGGGGUGGGUGGGAUGAGUUAAAAGGGAAAGGGUUAGUAUUUUUGGCCAAGGUAAAUAUGACCGUUAGUGGGUGUUUGAGUGGAAACCGUCUAGAUAAGGUGUUCUGGAGGUGUGGGGUAUGGGAAUGUGACAUAAAUUGUGGUGUUGGGGUGAAAUUAAUGUUAGAGACUGUAUCUAUAUGACAAUUAGCAUAGUCCAUUCAAAAAUAGAAAAGAAAGAGAAAAACAUUUAACUUAUUAAUCACCUGUGAAUCCCUGUCUUUAUUAUUACUUAUAGUUCUCAUCUUUAUCAUAAGACGUUUGAGGUCAUUUGUGCACACUCCUUCAAUACAAUCACAUUUCAAUUUCCACAUUGGGCCAUGUUCAAAAGUGAAUUAAAUGUAUUGUAGGGCCAUCCCUUUUCAUUAUUUUUUUCUCAUAUAAGAGGGUUUGUAUACUUAUACAGGUCACUCAACAAAUCAAUAAACGAUUACAAAGAAAUAAGGGGAACUCAUAACAAAUAUAUGCUGGGGAAAAUGUUAUUUAAUCCUUGUCUUCCAUUAAAUUCGAUGUGAUUUGUGUCCGAGUUUAGUCAAUUGUUUAUUCUACUUACAAACGUUUAACCAUAAUAUGAUAUAAUUUCUAAUCAAAACAAUGUGUAUGUUUUUCUAAAGCCAUUAUAAAGCAAAGUGUUCUUAGAGUCUGAAAACAAGAGUUGCAGAAGCACAGAGAAAGAGUUGCAGAAGCAAGAGAAAGAGUUGCAGAAGCAAGAGAAAAGUCUGAGCCUUUUGGGUAAAACACUGGGGUGAAUCCUCAAAGGAAAUGUGGCUUUUUAGUCUUGAAACAAGAGUUGCAGAAGCACAAAUAUAGGGCUACCUGGUGGCAGGGCAAAGAUAGGUCACCCCACAAUGAAUAAUAACAAUAGACAAUGUAUUACAGUGUAUUCUUCCCAGCAUGCCAAAUACUUCUGCUUUGUUCUCUUGUGUAGACUCAACUGACAUGCAGACGGAUCAUCAACCUUACGUUAUUGUAACAUUGGGGAUGAAGGGAGAAUGAUAAGUUCAGAUUGUUGUCCCUCAUAUUGUCACUGACUUGUAGAUUUAUUAGCUCACAGACAAACUUUUGUCUUGGACAACGUUGCCUAGCUACCUGGUGUCUUUUGUAACAUCUGUCUGAUAAGUCUCCUGUAAACCAUAUAUUUUGUCCAAAAUUAUUAAAUUUGUGAAAUUUAAGCUACAUUUUAUGCCGUUUUUUUCAGUCAAUUUAUCAUGAUAUGAUUUUUUUUUAAAUAUCGUCCAGAUUUAGUUGGGCAUACAGUAUGCAUUGGCAAGAUGUCUGAUCAAAUAUAUUUAUGGAAAACCAAUUAACUGAUUUUAGGGGAGAGUACCAGCUUCAAAAUCCCAGUUUGAUCCCUGGCAGUCACAUCUUUGGUUAGCCUUCAAUGACAGUCGCUGUAGAAGUUUAUGUAGAAGUGCCUCAACUUUACAGCCCUCUUAAAUGUUCAUAUGUACAUUGUUUUUAGUCUCUAUUUUGAAAUAAAAUUGUAUUAUAAUA